AUGUUUGAGCGACGAGCGGCUGACCGCUAUCACCUACGGAUGCACCGUGCCCGCUCAGCGGUCCUGACCUCCGACGAAAUUGUCGAGGUGCGCGCCGCUCAGCGAACCUUCGAAGGUGCAUAUGUCCGAACCGCCCUCUCCCAGUUCUCCUUCGCCCUGGUCGUCCUCAAGAUCUUCACCGCCGAGUUCUACAGUAUCGGUGCCCUAUUUGCCAUUUACGGCACCGGUGUCCUCAUUAUUGGGCUGUUCCGCCGCUCCCAGGGAAACCGACAGUUCUUCUCCGAACUGGGGGACGAUGGCGUUCAUCGACACAAGUUCCGGACCAGUGGAAAUGCAGUGGUUGUGUUGACUGCGUUGAGUAUAGCGGCAUACGCGUGCUUGAUCGGCCUCACCUUGAACCUAAGCAACUAA
Molecule: messenger RNA, 411 nt
Organism: Penicillium canariense
Lineage: Eukaryota; Fungi; Ascomycota; Eurotiomycetes; Eurotiales; Aspergillaceae
Exons: 2
Coding region: 1-411 (136 amino acids)
Source: RefSeq, a predicted model, not a curated record